Messenger RNA from Drosophila yakuba, 1434 nucleotides. RefSeq names its product proteoglycan 4. Bases 61 to 1344 code for a protein of 427 amino acids. Lineage: Eukaryota; Metazoa; Arthropoda; Insecta; Diptera; Drosophilidae. The transcript is spliced from 2 exons. The record is from RefSeq and is a predicted model, not a curated record.
GUAGCAUUCAGUACGAAUUCGAGAUCCGUUAAGUCGGUUAGUUAAGUGAAAAUACCAAAAAUGAAGUUCGCUGUUGCCCUGUGCCUGCUUAUGGCCACCAGUGGUUUCGCCAUGGUUCCCAAGCAUCCCGCUGACCUGGUCUCCAUGCUGGCCCGCCAGCAGUUCGCAGUUCGCACUUUGAUGGCCGCUCCCGAGGCGCGUGAUGAAUCGACCCUGAUCAAUGAUUGCUUCAACCACUACCUGGAGGACCAGACCAACGUGAUCAUGGGCUACAACCUGCAGUAUACCGGAUGUCUGAGGAGCGCCCAAAGCGGCCGGGACGAGCUCACCAAGGAGAGCGCCUCGGAGCGCCAAGCCCUUCUGGAACGCACCAACAGCAUGUGCUACAGCCUGACCCAGUGCGAUACCCUUGUGGAUGGCCUGGAGUUCUUCGAUUGCUACCGCAAUGCCUCCUCCGACAGCUACAAGGUUAUGUUCACCCUGAACAGUGACUCCAGCCUGGACUUCAACCGCAUCAGUGCCAAGUACCAAGUGAUCGAGACCGAUCUUACCGCCUGUGUGGAUGAGGCUCGCUUGGAUUACGCCCACGAUAUGGACUCGUGCGACGAGAAUCUGACGAUCUGCUUGAAAGGAGGUGAGACUGAACCGACCACCACUACUCCUGCGGCUCCAGAGACCACCACUACUACUGAGGCUCCAGUGACCACCACUUCUCCUGCGGCUCCAGAGCCCACCACUACUUCUGCGGCUCCAGAGACCACCACUACUACUGAGGCUCCAGUGACCACCACUACUACUGAGGCUCCAGUGACCACCACUUCUCCUGCGGCUCCAGAGCCCACCACUACUUCUGCGGCUCCAGAGACAACCACUUCUACUGAGGCUCCAGAGACCACCACUACUACUGAGGCUCCAGUGACCACCACUUCUCCUGCGGCUCCAGAGCCCACCACUACUCCUGCGGCUCCAGAGACCACUCCUGCGGCUCCAGAGACCACCACUACUACUGAGGCUCCAGUGACCACCACUACUACUGAGGCUCCAGUGACCACCACUUCUCCUGCGGCUCCAGAGCCCACCACUACUCCUGCGGCUCCAGAGACCACUCCUGCGGCUCCAGAGACCACCACUACUACUGAGGCUCCAGUGACCACCACUACUACUGAGGCUCCAGUGACCACCACUUCUCCUGCGGCUCCAGAGCCCACCACUACUCCUGCGGCUCCAGAGACCACUACUCCUGAACCUACUACGACUAGCGAGCGCCCACCUGAGGAAGAUAUCAACAGAUUGCAGCGUUUCGGUCAGAGGAGGUCUUGGAACCUGUUCAAGCGCUUCUUCUAAUCGUGAGGAACUUUUAAUUAUUUAUUGCAUAAACUGAAAAAAUUCAAGAACCGCGAAAGUCGUAAUAAAAUUGGCUGCGUAUAUAGCGUA